GGCCGGAUCGGAAGGAGCCGGGUGUCGCGAGAGCUGCUGCGUUGGCGGAAGGACCGGGAGCGGGGCACCGGAAGCAGUUGCGUCCCUUCUCCGGCACCGAUGGGCGGGGGAGCGCCGAGUGCGUGAGCGGCGCCUGUGCUCGUUUUCCGCGGCGCAAGAUGGCGGACCUGUCCCUGGACGAGCUCAUCCGGAAGCGCGGCGUGACGGUGAAGGGCCGAUUGAAUGCCAGGCCAGGGAUUGGAGGCAUUCGGUCUCGCAUUGGGCUCCCGCAGACCCUCCUGAGUCGGCCAGCACCAACUUCAGGUUUCCAACAGACGUUCGAUGCUCGGCAAAAGAUCGGCCUCACGGAUGCCAGGCAGAAGUUGGGAGUCAAAGAUGCCCGGGAGAAACUUGUGCAGAAAGAUGCUCGUUUUCGGAUCAAGGGGAAAGUGCAGGAUGCCCGGGAGAUGCUGAACUCCCGGAAACAUCAGAUUGUGGCACCAGAGAAGGGGACCAAAGUGGCCGAUGCUCGGGAGAAGAUCAGUUUGAAAAGGAGCUCACCCGCAUCCUUGCUGAGGCCAGCCGCCAGCACUCUGCCUCCUACCAUGAAGAUCACCAAAACUAUCCAGCAGAAGGCCGCCCUCCCAAUUCCUCCUCACCCAGCUGGAAUGAGAAUCAACGUGGUCAACAACCAUCAACAUAAACAGAGCCCGUACGACGUAGAUGAAGACGAUGAAGCUACCCCGCCCAUAGCCAACAAACAGAUGAAGGUCACCUCCACCCCCAGCUUCCUGCAGCACAUGGCGGGGCUCAGUGGCUCCAAGUUCUCCUUAUCCAAGACCCUUCCUCUCACCAAAGUUGUCCAGAAUGACACGUACACAGCCCUUCCUGCCCCGCCUUCCCCUCUACGGACAAAAGCCUUGACCAACAUGUCCCGGACCCUGGUGACCAAGGAAGAACCCCCCAAAGAGAUGCCCCCUGCUGAGCCUAUCUUUAGCCCGCUGGAAGGUACCAAGAUGACUGUGAACAACCUGCACCCUCGAGUCACCGAGGAGGACAUUGUUGAGCUUUUCUGUGUGUGUGGGGCCCUCAAGCGAGCCCGCCUGGUCCAUCCCGGGGUGGCGGAGGUUGUGUUUGUGAAGAAAGAAGACGCCAUCACCGCCUAUAAGAAGUACAACAACAGGUGUCUGGAUGGGCAACCAAUGAAAUGCAACCUUCACGUGAACGGCAGCGUCAUCACAUCGGACCAGCCCAUCUUGCUGCGACUCAGUGACAGCCCAUCGGUGAAGAAAGAGGGUGAGCCGCGGAGGUUGAAUUCUGGUGCCUCGUCUCACCCGCCUGCAGAAGUGGACCCUGACACCAUCCUGAAGGCUCUCUUCAAGUCUUCAGGGGCCUCGGUCUCCGUGCAGCCCACGGAAUUUAAGAUUAAACUUUGAAAAGGGAAAUCUGGGCCACCGGAAGGCCGGAGAGGAGGGAUGUGCCGGCCGCCCGCCAGCCCCUGCGCUCUCUCAGACACAGGCCUGUGGCGGCCUCGGGCAGUGGCCUGUAGGCCGCCACAUGGGCAGAGUCCACAGGAGCCCACGCCUUUCUCAUGGGACCGCGCUGGCACUGGCCGGCUGUGGGUGGCGCUUUCUUUCUGCACUCACGCCCUUCCCUGUACCAUAGUGUUUUCUUUAGGGUGUGUUUUCCCUUUUUUCCUCUAUUCUUCCCUUCCUCUUAGUUGGGGUUUUUGCUUUGUUUUGUCAAGUCUUUCCCUGUUCUCAUCUCCAGGCCAGAGGAUGCCCUGGGAGCCGACCCUUACUCUUGGCUGUCUGAGAGCCCCCUCCCUCUAGGGAUGAGCCAGGCAGAGGACAGGAGGCUCUUACUCCAGGCCUCAGGCUUGCCCCAUUCCGGCUCCUCUGGGAAAGAGGCUGGUGGGUGGGGCGCCAAGGGACACCGAGCGGGGCUGGAAGGAGCCCCAUCCCAUUCCCACAUCCCUGUGGCUCAGAUGAUCCAGAGCUCAGCCUCAAGGCUGAGAGGGCCCAGGCCUGGGGGUGGGGAUAGGGACUUACGCAGUCCUAUCUUGUAGUCCAGAUGUGGCCUUGCCGUCUCCCUUCCCACUGCUUCCCAACCUCUCCAGAAGCCACACAUGCUGGACCUUCAGGCUAGAGUUGGGUCAUCUGUGGCCUGGACCCAAGCCAGAGAACAUGGCCAACCCCUCCCCAGGUCAGGGGAUGGGAUGUCCUGUUGGCCGCCAUCGUCCCUCCCUGCCCCCCUCUAGCCAACUGUGCUGAGAGCUCCACUUCCUUGGCCUUGAGGAAUGGGGUUGAGGGGAGUGGGCCUUCCAAGAAGAGCCCGGGCCACCUCAAAGCCAGCCAGGCAUCUGAGGCAAGAACCCCCACAGCAGCCCAGCAAAAGGAGGUGGCCACAGACUCAUUUUUCUCUCUGUAGCUUUCAAAUUCCCCAGGGAAAAGAUGGAGAGGGACCCAGUGUUGGGGAGGCCUCAAGGGUUGGCUCAGCAUGGCAGGGGUCAGCCUCACCCCUGGCCGAUGUCUUCCCUUGGGUGUUACAGCGGCAGCGUUCCUUCCUCUCUCCCUCUCCAAACCGAAAGACCUGCUUCCCAGGAAGGGGCCGGGCUUUGGUUUGAAUCAGGAAGCCUGGGACGGAGGAGGCUGGUGGCCUCGGUCUCAGCUUCAUCUCUGUCCCGUUUUGGUCACCAUCUGUGUCUCAUUUUGUUUGGAGGGAGAGGGAGGGGCAUUGAGUCAGAAAAGACUAUGUAUUCACCUGUUUCUGAAUAAACGUUUGUUAUAUCUAGA
Trichosurus vulpecula (common brushtail) is the source of this 2774-nucleotide messenger RNA. RefSeq names its product DNA polymerase delta interacting protein 3 (gene POLDIP3). The record is from RefSeq and is a predicted model, not a curated record. Gene Ontology annotation, molecular function: mRNA binding. Gene Ontology annotation, biological process: mRNA export from nucleus. Lineage: Eukaryota; Metazoa; Chordata; Mammalia; Diprotodontia; Phalangeridae. Gene Ontology annotation, cellular component: nucleus. The transcript is spliced from 9 exons. Bases 159 to 1415 code for a protein of 418 amino acids.